Messenger RNA from Branchiostoma floridae (Florida lancelet), 2706 nucleotides. RefSeq lists its product as uncharacterized. The record is from RefSeq and is a predicted model, not a curated record. The coding region runs from base 614 to 2401 and encodes 595 amino acids. Lineage: Eukaryota; Metazoa; Chordata; Leptocardii; Amphioxiformes; Branchiostomatidae. The transcript is spliced from 6 exons.
UUACGUCAAUUCUGGAACAAUUUCAAACGCGGAGCCCUGACAACCAUAAUCGAACACCUUGGUAACGUCAACAGACCCCUGCAACCUCCGACACGAGCAGACGUGUGCGCACAUCUCUGCUGAUUAGUGACUUCCCGUUUUGAACAGCGCGUGUGUUAGAGCCACACAGUCCGGGAAAUCGUUCACCAGUCGUGCCUGCACCCUGAGUGACAAUGACCUCACCGUAAACACCGAAGCGAAGAAGUUAGGGGCAGCUGAAAACUUGCCCAUCACCUGAGAACAUUUGGAGGACUCCCCUGACGCCAUCCUGCAGCACCCGUAGUCUCCGCAAGGGGCGUUCCAUCCCAAAGUCCCCUGGGAAGUCUGAGUUCUAUCUCCGUUUCCACACUGCUGUCCAGCUGAGCAAGAUGGGUUAGAGAAAAGUCACGAUACCGCCGGGCCUGGGUGCCUUCAGGGGCACUUAAGGACCAAAGACUCUGGCACUGAGAACUUUUUAUUGUUUAUCACAGACUUUAACUUAAGACUAUGUUCGUCGUUCUUUUACAAGUUAACGUGAGUUUUAUUCAAGUUUCAACAAGACAAGAGAAAGUACUGUAGCUAAACAGAAAGCAAUAUGAGCAACUCUAAGAAGGAUAGCCCAGCCCUGCGGCAACAGAAGUACUCAAAUACUAUCAUCCGUGGACGUCGCCACGCCCCCACCCCUGAAGCCGUCCCACCAUCCACUCUCCUGGACGCACCCCCUCUGUCUCCUGUCCCGCUGCCUUCACCACCAAAGCAGCCUCUACCUGAGUCGAGGUACCGCCGACCAAAACACCUGGUCACCAACCUGAACAAGAGACAGCCAGUUCCUCAGGGUGGAUUCACAGCAGUCAACAGAUAUUCUAAGACUCCCACACACCCAGAUGAAAAUUCAAAGGUGUUUGAAGAAUACGCUGAAAGGCUCACAAACAUUCAGCAAAAACAGGACUGCAUGGGAGAGGGCAAACCACGACCAAGGAGACCCCCCAGACGUAAUAAGACCCCAGCUCCCGUCUCCAUGAUGAUGGACUCUCUGGAAAAUGAAAACAUGUCAGAGAACGAGCUCUACAAGAGAAAGAAGGAGACUAUUAAAAAGGUACAAGAUUCCAUGGGAGUUGACAAAACAAACACAAGAAAAGCUCGCAACGCAGCUAAACCUCCCACCUCCAGGAAGACUGUCGAAGAGCAGCAAGUAUUCUCACUCGGACAUCAUGAGGAGAGAAGCCCAACACCAGCAGAAUAUGAUGACUGCAAGUUGAUGGAUGAAAUAGUCCAAGAAUUCAGAUCUUACCAGAAAGCAAAGAAGAAGAAGAUGAAAUGUUGUGCCAAGAUGCCACCAAACAACCAAGCAAGUAUUGGUCAAGACAAGAUGAGUGUGACGUCUCAUGAGGUGUAUACCCCUGAUUGGGAGGAGGAAGGUCGAACACAGAGCAGAUUUAACAAGUCUGGACACCAAAGCAGGGCGAGUAACACACCCACAAUGGAGAGGGGACAAGAUUUUGAAGUGUAUUUAUAUACUCCUGACUGGGAGGAGGAAGGCCAGGUGCAGAGUAACACAUCAUCACAGUGUGGACACCUGAGCAGGGUGAGUAACACAGCCACGAUGGAGAGGGGAAAAGAUAAUGGAGUCUAUACUCCUGACUGGGAGGAGGACGAUGGAGUACAGAAGUUUCACAAGAUGUCCCGACAGUCUGGACACCUCAGCAGAGUGGACAACACACCCACGAUGGACUGUGUGAUGCAUGACCUUGACGUGGAGGAGGAUGGCCAAGGUCAGAGCCGGUACAGCACAUCCCCGCAGUCUGGACAACUCAGCAGACAGGACAGCACACCCAUUACAGAUACAACCAAAGAUUGGAUGUACCACAUCAGAAAAGUUGGGCUGGAGGAGAUGAUGGAGUCAGGCAAGAGCAGGGAUGAAGACAGUCUGCACAGGAAGACAAACAUCCAGGGCAAAACAACCAACAAGAGGCACCAGGGAAGAAAGGAGAGGCUGGUCUUACCUAGCCUGACUGCUGAUCCUGGACUGACUCUGCAGGGGAGCAAACUUCAAACACCUGGUGAGUUUUGUACUGUAGGGACCAAACUUCAUACACCUGGUGUCAGCCUCCCUUCCAUAGGAGAUGGGAAAGGUGUCAUGUCUGCUGCUGCCCAAACCAACGUCCCAGAUGAGGACAUGGGAACAACGUUGCCCCAACUGCAGUUUGGCACCACAAGAGUGGGGAAGUCCACAUCAGAUACCGUGACCUUCAAACAGCCGAGCGACAAGUCCAAAGUCCGCAGCACCAAGCGGCGCCAGAAGACUGACCGCAACACGCUGAAGGACAAGAAGUCCCAGAAACGGCGCCGUGACAGCUCCGGACUCUCGUCACCUGACUUGUGAGUUGGGUGUAACAAUGGGCACCUUACCAUCGUGUCCAUGAUAUUUAUUGGCAAUGGUUCGGGUAACUACAUGUGUAUACAUUUUAUGUUUAACUGUGCAUUAUUGUGCAUUAUGUUUGUCCCAUGCCUUUUUUGCAUGUACAACUCAGUAUAGAAUAUUUAGACACAAAUUACUGUAAUUCCUGAUUUUUUCAAUGUUCACGGUUUUCAUGGUGAUGACUGUAACAUGAACUUAUCAUUACCGAUAACGAAUCAUUUGUCAUAGUGACAAUAACAUAUAAUUCGUUCACCGUGAACAUUUAGUUC